CGUAUCUAAAAGCAGCUACUGCAGAAAAGAUGGGGAAAUCCUUCUUGACAUUUCCAUGAGGAAGGCAACAUCGAAACAGGCCCUGGACACCAAAAUUUCCAGCAACUACUUCUUCCUUCAGCAGACAAAUUGGAACAACCAGAGAAGUUUCCUUCUUCCUGGAAGAAAUGGAUGUUUAGAAGAGGCUGAGGAGCAUAAAGGAUACGGAUCCUCAGGAGCUAGAGAGUCGUCGUGAGCUACGUUGUCGAAGAACCCAGCAAAAAACAAACAGCAAACAGGAGGACUCCUGACUGAAAAAACAGCAGAAUUUUUCUCAAGAGGGGCAACUCUGAGUACUAUCAUGUUUGGCUACCCAACAGCAGAGGCAAUGAGCUGGCUCCACAGGGGCUAUGGGAGCUCCCAAGGGACCACAGGGCAACUGAAAAGCCGUUUGGAUGAUCUGAAAAAGCCCUGGAGGGUGGAAAUCACCCCUUCAAUGCUGCAGCAUAGCGAGACGGCCAGGCUGGCUGUGGAUGCCUUCCUGGAACAGGGAGAAGGUGGCUACCGGCAAGCCAUUACUAAGGAAAAGGAGCUGCCAUUUCUUUCCACGUUAGAUAUGGAUUACAUGAGCCAACAUAGUCAAAGCAUCACAGGGUCUCCAAUUAAAAGACGAGAGGCAGGGCUGACGAGAGAAGACAGUGGUGACGGGGCUUCCCUCCUCUCUGGAGUCACAUCUGGGACAUACUUCCCAUUUAUGUCAGACAUUGAUCCCCCAGAUCUGGAGCUCGGUUGGCCAGAGGUUCCCACAGUCUCAUCAUUUGGCCAAACAGAAGUCACUUUGUAUUUCCAAAGGGACAAGACACACAAUGUAAAGGAAUUACUUCGGUCUCUGAUAGGCAAGGCCAAGACAGUAAGUAGAGCAUUUGAUAUAUAAUCCAAAAGGGUAAGAUGGGGCUGAUCAUUGGGGUUCUGGUGUUGCACUGGAAUUACAGUGGUACCUCGGGUUAAGUACGUAAUUCGUUCCACAGGUCCGUUCUUAACCUGAAACUGUUCUUAACCUGAAGCACCACUUUAGCUAAUGGGGCCUCCUGCUGCUGCCAUGCCGCCGGAGCACGAUUUGUGUUCUCAUCCUGAAGCAAAGUUCUUAACCUGAAGUACUAUUUCUGGGUUAGCGGAGUCUGUAACCUGAAGCAUAUGUAACCUGAAGCGUAUGUAACCUGAGGUACCACUGUACUUAUAUGUUUGCAAGGCUAGUCCUACCAUUAGGAAGAGUAAGUUGACUGCCUCAAGUGAGCAGUUCCCCCUCCUGUUCCCUCUGAGCCCCAUUUCUGUACUUUUCUGUUGGCAAACAAAGCUGCAUGUGCCCUACAGUCUGUCCCAGGUGUGGUGGUGGAGAUCAUCCUGUUCCUAAUAUUGUAGUAAAAUGCAGCUGCCUUCUGCAUGUGGAGUAAGAGUGGGGGGCCAUUUUGUCCUUCAUCUCUGGCAGAAAACUGUCUUUGGCCAGUCCUGGUAGUUUGCUCCCAUUUUUAUGAUAUCCUACUUAGAAUUUUUGGGUUAUAGCCAACACCACUGCUCUGCUCACGCAGCAGAUUUCAACUUCCACAUCUGAACUUCUCCCUCCUUUCAUGUGCCCAGCAGUCUCCCACACAGCACCUCUACUCCAGAUGGUUGGGAUUUUGGUUUGGAUUUGGACAGCAUUGGAUACAAUUAUUUAUGUAUUAUGUCAACUCCGUGUGUGUUUAUGUGUGUGUUAGUAUUUUAGCCUUGUAUGAGUUUUUUAUCUGAUGGGUUACAUGACAGGCUUUGACGCUCGAUUGCUCAGUAUUGUAGUGGGAAGUAUGUCAUAUUUAGCUAUUGCAGAAGUGGCCAAUCUAUAGUUUCAACACCAUUAUAAGAAUUCUGGGGGAAGAAUAAUAUUUUGCCGCACACCUUUAGAAAUUAUUAGAUGCACUUUUAUUAUUCUUUAGUAUAAAGUCAUCCUUGCAGCCUAGGAGCGAGAACUUCGCCAUCAUGGAGCAGAUGGGUGUAUGCAUGGCCCAGCUAUUACGUGCAAAACUCAAAAACAGAAGCAACAUUAAACCGUAAAUAAUCUCUCCCAGCUUCUGAAAAUGUUUUCCCUAAAGCAUGAAACGGUAGAGAAAAUGGUUAUCAUACAAUCAUUAAAUUUGGUGUGGUCUCCAAGGACCAAAUAAAAUGGCUUCCCGGACCAUACCUGGCCCUGCAGUCUCCUCUUGGCCAUCCCUAAACUGUAGCCCAACAGAAUCUCAAGACAGGAGAGUUCUUUGGGAUGAGUCAGUCAAGAAAUGUAUGUGGAAAAUGUUAUAACACAGUCCAUGUGGCUUUUCUAGGAAAGAACCAUGAAUAGGAUGCCAGGUUCCUGCUAGUUCCUUUUCUAGGAUAUUUCCUCAAAACAUGCCUCCAUGGUAGUUUUUCCUCUUCAGUGUAAAAUGUUUGAUGUUUAUUCUCUCAAAGGAGUAAUUCCAAAGUGUUUGUGCAUGUGUGUGCUAUGUCAAGAUGUCUACAGGGCUUGCUCUGGUAACUGCUGAAAGUACUUAACAGAGCUUGCAACACAUCUGUGAAUAGAUUUGUUUUCUAAAUACAUUUACAUGUAGAUCUGUUAUUCAUUUGAAUAGAAUUAAUUUCCAUUUAAUCGUCUAUGACAUUCACGCCAAACACUACCACUUUAACAGUCAUGGUUUUCCCCAAAGAAUCCUAAAAACUGUAGUUUGUUAAAAGCACUGAGAGUUGUGAGGAGGUGCUAAACAAAUCACAACUCCCAUGAUUCUCUGGAGGAAUAUAACAAUCCAUACAGUCACAGCAGGCGCUGUAAGUCUCCAGUGUGGUUUGGCUUCACCCCCAAAGGCGCACUCCUCCAUUGUCUCAGAUGCCAACAAUAAUAAGAACCGACAAGAGCUGUGUGACUGUAUUGCCUGAGGAAGAGGUGGCAAGGACACAUGACGGGUGGCAGGAUUAAGUGCACUCCCAGUUUGUACAAAUACUUAGUGCUAAUCGACAUUUAUGGUUGAGAUCAGUUAAUUCAGCUGCUUACUGGAAUGUUGUAAUAUUGGUGUCAUUACAAAACCCCUACAGAAAUAAGAGUGUGACACUGAAAUUAAGCUCAUUAGUUGGCAGAGGUGCCAGAUCUAUGGAUGCUAAAGAACUGAAUAGAAGAGAGGAAAUGUCACUAUCAUUGUGGUGGGAAAGACACACCUUGAGAAAUUAAUAUUUCUAUUCAAUUCUUAUAGCAGCUUUGCAUAUCACAGAUUAAGACUGUGCAUGUGUUGUACACUUUUGCAUUUGAGGCAGCUGAGACAGGACAGUUCCGAGGGUCGCUUACAAACCCAUGAUUACAAAUGCAUGUAUGCACAUGCACACACGCUUGCAUAUAUAAUCCACAUAUCACUUGUUCUAAGCCACUCAUUCAUUUUAUUUGUAUGCCAUUUUUCCAUACAAAGCUCAAAGCACUUACAACAAAGGAAUGGGAAGGCAUUUCAAACACUACAAAAACAAUUUCAAAAUAACAUAGAAAAACAAUAACAUACAAGAAACACAUUCCAAAACUGUAAAUAUAACUAAGUGCAAAAAAUAUGUGAAGAUCACUUGUGCUCUAGCUAGCUCAGCUGGUUAGAAAAUGGUGCUGAUAACAUCAAGGCUGCAGGUUUUAUCCCGAUAUGGGACAGCUGCAUUACAGGGGGUUGGACUAGACUAGAUGAUCCUCGGGGUCCCUUCCAACUCUACAAUUCUAAGAUUCUAUGAUACUUAAACAACAUGCAGUAGCCAAAAGCAAAUAUAACAAGGGAGUUAGACAAUGGGCCUUUUCAGCUCAUACUCCUCCUUCACUGCUGUAACUCCUGUGUGCACGCUAUCAUUGAGCUAUGGUCAAUCUCCUAAUAUUUAACUCUAUUAACUUAAUAUUUAAUACUCAUGGUGAAACAGAAAUACUUCAUAUGUAAAGUAUACUGUUGCCAGGUUAAGGCAUUUUUAAUUCCCUCAGGCACUGUAUAUAAAAUGGAUGGUUUCGCUCUUAUGGUAAAAGAUGUUAUAUUUGAAACACUGUAAUUGUGGACUUCCGGGUCAGCGCCAUUGGUGAAUGGUGGAGUUCCUCCGACCGGAGGAACGGGCUCCGUGAAAACUGGGUCUUCCCGCCGCGGCGAAGGUGGGGACCCGCUAGAAAUCCCAGGCGGAGGAAGCCUGGGAACGUGGUGUUCGGCAGGGCACCAGAAGCACCCCCCUACUCGCGGGGAAUCCCAUCUAGGGGCUCCGGAGCGAAGUGGGGUGAGAAGCGCGGUGCUACGAACUGACUGCUACUUUCACGGAGUGAAGCCGCACAGCCAUUGCCAGAGAGCGCUGACUUUUUCCUGUGGACAAUUGGACUUAAAACAAGUACCCGUGAGUAGAAACGGAAAAUUGGAUCAAGAAAUUGUUUUAAUUUGGUAUCGAAGUGGGAAGGUGCAAACAGGAAGUCCACCUUCCGCUUUUUUGUAUAUAGACUAAAGCAAAAAUUUUGCAAGCUAAAGCCGGGAAGCUGUUUAAAAAGACUAAAUUUCCUUCAUUUUAGAAUCACUGAAACCCCCCUUGGAAGCAGGAGAAAAGGGGGGGGGGACUCUGUUUAACCCCAGCAGGAGAGGGAGUGAAGAAGGAUAAGUUUCCACCGUCUCUAACCUGGGAACGGGGUGUCAGAGACAGAAACUGUUGGAGAGGUUCAUUGACUGUGAACGUAACACUUUGACAGAUAGCUAAUGAAGAGAAACAAGUUGAUUCUAAUGUUGCCUUUUGCAUUUUAAAGAAACAAAGUACCUGAAAAACAUCUGAAAUAUCUGAAAAAUGAAAGUAACUUUCCUUUGUCUUUAAAAAAAAAAAUUCGAUACAAGCAGAUUGUCUCCUCUAGAGGGAGCUUGCUAAAUUGUUGCUGCAGCAUAUUUGAGACCCAACAUCUGUGAGAUUAAGACUGUGGGAACAGUCUUUUCUGACCUUGAACAAAGAUGAGCUGGGAGAAAGACUGGGUGCUUGCUCUAUGCAAGACAAAUGCUUUGCUGGAACAGAUGCAUGAGAAGAUGGACUUGAUGAAUGAGAAAAUCGAUUUGACUUUUGUGGUUAAUAACAUUGAUACAGAAAUCAUCCAAGAACCAACCUAUCAAUCUGUACUGACUGGGCAACUGCAGAUGACAAUGGAGGAGGAUGCGGCUGCACCUCAAAUAGUACAAAUGGAGAGACCCGAGGCCCUACAGGAACAUAAGCCGCUGUUAUUGAAAAUUGAAGCUGGAGUGGGCCAAGGGGAGUCUGGAGAUAAGGAGGUUCCUAGCUUUGGAGAGACCUUGAAAUUUGAUUUUAAAUUCAUUUUGGAUUAUAUCGAGGACUGUGGGGAAUGGGUGAGCUGGAUGAAGGGUGAUGGAGACAAUUUUGGGUUGGAAAUCCCCAGAGACCUACUCCUCAAUGAGAAAGGAAAGAAACUAAGACAGAGACCAACAAAAGACAAGGAAAAGGGCAAGCACAAACAAGAUGAAGAAGACUUGCAGAAGAGACAUGGAAGAGAUUUAAGGGCCUCGGACAUAAGGCUUCCAGGUUGAUGGACUAGAUGGAAUGGACAAUAAGGACUGACAUGACCCGAGACCAGGAAGAAGAGACGCUGGAUGAUGAUUGGAAGAGAAUAUAUAAUGGAAAUUUUUUAUUUUAGAAUCAGCUAAUGAAUAUUAGGGAAAAUGUGGGAAUGAAACUAUACGACUCUAGCAGAAAUGAUCUCAGGAGUUAUGUAUAUCUGAAAUUUAAGAUUUAAGUCUUAAGACACUUAGGGGUAAGAUAAGGUUAAAUAAAUUAAGGUAAUUUGAAUAGCAGAAUAAUGGGGAAAGAUGGUAAGGAUUUGUUGAGUUUUAUUAGGUUAAAUUGUUAAGAUAAAUUUUAUAACAAAAAUUGAGAAAGAUGGAAAGAAUUUGCUGAAAUAAUUACUAAACUAGAACACAAAAACAGAGGUGUGAGGAGGUCAAUGAAACAAGCAAAUGGAAAUUAUGGAUAUGGAAUUUGGGAUUUGUGGGUUUUUUUCUUUUUUCUUCUUUUUUACUUUCUUUUGUUGUAUUGUUGUAUUGGUUUUCAUAUUUUGUGCUUUUUCUCUUUUUUAUUGUUUUCUUUUUUUGUAUUGUAGUGUUGUUUUUUAUUUGUUCUUUUUUUUGUAAUUUUGAAAUUAUCAAUAAAUAUUAUUUUUUUAAAAAAAUGAAACACUGUAAUUGAGACUUCCAUUAUCCUCCCUGAAUUUGUUUUAAAGUUGUGGUUAAUUUGUGGGGUGGUUUUUAUUUAUGGAGUUGUUGUUGGCUCCACCCCCACCCUGGUAUUUCAUUAAGUAAUUGCAUUUUAUUGUAAUUUACUAUUAGGAACCAGUAUGGGAUAUAUUUGCAUGAAAGGCAGCAUACAAAUACUUUUGAUUAAUCCAUCUAUUUGAUAUGAGAAGAACUUCAAAGUACAGGAUUCCCUUCAGGUCCUGGCCUGCCAAACUGAGUUAUGAAACUCCCUCCACAAUUAAGCCUUGGGGCAUUUCCAGAUUGCCACCAUUUUGUGGGCGGGAUUCAAUUGCAUACUGACAAAUUCAGAUUGCACACCAAACCCGCUUGCAAAACAAACAAGCCCUGAACUUUCUACUAUAAGGAGUGUUGAGGAAAUGCACUGAAAACUGUAGAGAAACAAUUGCUUAAUGUGGCUGCUAUGUGGCUGCAUUGUAUACUGCUAUGUGUUGGGGUACCAGAGUUUUGUGGGUGCAAGGCAGCCAUAAUUCUUAUAAUAAAUAAAAGUUAGAAUCAAGGUUUGAUUAAACUGUGCCAAACAUGGAAAUUCCUGGGUGUGGCUUCCAACUCUACAAUUCUUAUUCUGUGAUUCUAAUGCAGCCAAGAUAGCAGUAAUGCUGGUUAGUAGAUAAGGUGAUCUGGGAACAGAAAUAUGACCUGUUGUGAUGGGGAUGACCUCUACCUGAAGCACCAGGCUUGUAGCUCCUGGCCUAGCAUUACACCUGGCUAUCCAGGCAGCUGCUGUGGCUAGGAGUGCCUUUGCUCAAGCUGAGAAGGCAGAUCUAGCCAUAGUGACACAUGCCUCAGUCAUAGCACCACAAUGUGUUCUACAUGGGGCUUCCCUUGAAGUGUGUCUGGAAAUUACACUUAGUCAAAAUGCUGUCUAAUGCUCACUGUUCGGCUAAUACAUAAAUCCCAGGAUUAUCUGAAAGACUGGUGCUGCAAUGGUAUUUAUUGCAAACAACAACACUGCUAAGUCAAAUCUAGAAGGAAAAAAAACCACCAUGAGUGAACAGCAGAGAGAACACUAAGAUGUACCAUUUGUCAGCGAUAUUGCAUAGACUCUCCAUAAAAAGUGAGUUACCAAAGGACCGAUAUUCCAUACAAAAGAGCUAGUGUAGGAGCAGCCUAGGAUAGAGGGCCAGAAGAAUCUCUGUGCCAAAGUACUCUUUAUCUGCAAAGUACUCUUGCUCUUCCAUUUUCCCAAAGCAAACUAAAUCACUUAUAGAGAUACUGGAACUCGUUGCUAUGUUUUGAAAAUAAUUUUUAAUAGUACAGAUCUACUGCUGGUAUUUUUUAACAUGUCUCCUAUCACUUUCACCCCCAUCUGUGCAGGUGAUUGCGAUUAUGAUGGAUCUCUUCACAGACAUGGAGAUCCUCAGUGACCUGAUGGAGGCAUCAAGCAGACGGCGUGUUCCGGUUUACCUGAUCCUUGAUGAAAAGAACUUGAGGCACUUUGCAGAAAUGUGCAAUAAAAUGGAUCUCACUAUGGAUGACUUCCCAGUACGUUUCUAGUUAGUUUUGCUAGUAUAGUACUACUAAGUUAAAACAACCUGUGAGAAAAUAUAUGGACAUUAAAGGGGGAGGACAGUUAUAUGCCUGUCAUUAUAGUGCUGUGAGAGGGGGUGGGGGCUAGAGAGCUCUAACAAUUCUUAGCAUCCUCACCAGACCUAAACCCCAGGAUUUUUUGGAAGACAUAACAGUUAAACUUGUAUAACACCAAUAUCAGUUUGCAGUUUUGCUAUACUGUCACUUAAAAAAGAAAAUUGAAUUUUGAUCCCUGCCUCCUUACAAUGUAGGUGAAGAAGUACAAUGUGUUGCUGAAUGUUUGUUCAGCUGGAUGACAGACAGAAAAGUAAACAAGACAAGUGCAGCCUUUAAAGCAGAGGUUGUGCUUUGGCAGAGGAGGCUUCACAUGUCAUUUCUACCACUCAGGAGCAGCUGAACACCCCAAGAGCAGAGAGAGUGACAAUUAUCAGGGCUAAGUCACAUAUCAUGCAUCACGUCUUCACCCAAAUAUUUCCAUCCAUCCAUUUUGGGUGAAACCAGAUAGGAUGGCAACAGAAACAUUUGUUUAUAUGCCCAGGUCUGCCUUGAUCACAUAUAAAGACGGAUUUAUGGAAAGCUCGUGCUUGAAGCACAUGGGGCCAGAGUGUGAAUCACACACACAUCCCUUUUCUUCCAUCUAUGCUCAUUUCUGGUAUGAUAACUCAACUGAAAAGAAAACUGCCUGAGGGAGCAAUACAAUUUAAAGUAUUUUAAAUACAAUUGGGACAAACAUGAAUUUAAACUUAUGGGCCUGCUGGUGUCAUGUCUAAUUGUGCCCUUUGUCUUCUGAAACUAUGUUCUUCUUCAAAGCACUUUCUUCAGGAAUUAAAAUAUACGUUCUGCCUUGGUGGAUCAGACCAAGUUCAUCCAGUUCAACAGCAUUCUACAGUGGUGCCUCGCAAGACGAAAUUAAUCCGUUCCGCGAGUCUCUUCGUCUUGCGGAGCACGGCUAUUAGCGGCUUAGCGGCUAUUAACGGCUUAGCGGCUAUUAACUGCUUAGCAGCUUAGCAGCUUUAAGAAAAAGGAAACAAACUCGCAAGACGUUUCAUCUUGCGAAGCAAGCCCAUAGGGAAAUUCGUCUUGCGGAACGACUCAAAAAACGGAAAACCCUUUCGUCUAGCGAGUUUUUCGUCUUGCGAGGCAUUCGUCUUGCGGGGCACCACUGUAUUUCCAUUAUGUAAUAAUCAAAUAGCCUGCUUGUCUACAUUAAUUACCCUAUAUUAUAUUAGUCAAUAUGAGCCAGAUCCUACACUCUUAAUAACCAUUCUGUAUCAUAGAGGUUUUUCUUUUCUGCCACUUUUGGGUUACUGCAAUUUUGGCUGUUCGAAUGUAUUGCACAUUUAUUGAUAAAGAGUUAUGUCUACAGCUACUAUAGCUUUCAAAUAUCUAAACAGGAUUUGAAAGGAGUCAAAUGAUAGAGGCCCCACAACUGGUUUCCAGUAUUUUAUAAUUUUAGAGUAUUUUGCCUCAAAACAUGAGGCAAAACAGCUCCUGGUCUUUCAUAUCUGCAGCAGUUAUUAUAUUUUGAGAUAUAUAUUUAAACUGCAACUAUGCAUCCUCAUCUGGGAUUAAGCCCCAAUGAACUCACUGAGCCCUACUUCCAAGUUGACAUUUACUGUAUAUAAUUGUGCUGUUAAUCUUAAUGGGGUAAGGAAACAGGUACAUGAGAUUUUUUGAAGAAACAUUCCCUUAAAUUCAAACACACUGUUGAUGUAGAUAUAUAUAUUGCAAUGGCAAAUUCCAAGUUUCAUAUUAAUUUAUACACACUGCAUACAUAUGUAAGUUCAGCACAGAAAAGACGGGACAUUUGUCUUUGCUCCCUUUGAUCUCUACUGUGCCUUGUUCCCUUUUCAGAAUAUGCGCAUACGCUGUGUGAGUGGAGACACAUACUACAGCAAAGCUGGCAAGAAGCUUACAGGACAAGCACUUGAGAAAUUUGUGUUGAUAGAUGGCGAAGAAGUCCUUGCAGGGACCUACAGGUGAGAUAUCAUGAACAAUGCAUGUAAGAUAUGGCCACCUCUUUCUUUAGGACCUGUGCUAUUUUAGACCCUGUGAAUAGGAUUGAUAUGCUUGCUACUUCGUUCAUGCAAUUUGGCAGUGGGGUAUAUGAGAACCAAAACACAGCCAAUCCUUUGAAAUUCACACUUCUCAGAAUUUUGCAGGGCAGUUCUUCCAUGGAAACAGAUUGUGUUGAGAGCAUGACUGACCCAGACAUUGCGGUUGAACAUGGAUUUCCCUAAUCUUCUUCCAAGUAAAUAGAGAUAAUAUGACACUGACACAAACAUUUAUAUAAAAGAGAUAAGUUUCACAAGUUGACUGUCCACUCAUUGAUCUUGUCCCUUUCCUUGCUGAUGCUAUAGCAUCUGUAUUUCAUCAUCAGUAAGUGCAGCUUCCUUUUUAUCUGCAUGCCUCAAUUACCCUGCCACACAUGCCAAUCCCUUGGCUUUGCCUUCAGGAGGAAACAGCCCUGUCUUGUUUUAACUGCAGCCAAGACGACUUCCUUGACUGAUACAACUCACUCCUUUCCACCCAGACAGAUUCAUCAACACUUUAAUAGGUGCCUUUCCCUUGCCCUCUCAUUUUAACUUACAGGAAGCCUGGGAACCCAGUGGAAUGUUCCCAUAUCAUGAAGCCAUCUCAAAGAACUACAAUGCAUGCAUUCCAAAAUGGCAUUUUUUUUCUUAAUGGCUUUUAAUAGGAAGGGAUACUUGGGUGUGGAAGUUUAUAAUAACUUGGCAGUCAGACUUGUUAAUUGUCAAGGGCAUUUAGGAACAGGGUAAUUUAUUGCACCAGAACAAGACACCACUGAUGCAGUAUUAAAACCCCACCCACUGGAUUCCUGAGCUGCUGGGAUUAGUUGCACUUCAACUAUUCUACUCAGAAUCCAUUUACCCAUUUCCACAUUUCAAAUAAACCAGACAAAACGGGACAAGUCUCCUGUACCUUUAAUAUUUAUGUAGAAGAGGAUGUUUUAGCAAUUACAGCUUGUCAUCCAGAGAUGAAAACCUACAACUCCUGAAAUCCCUUCUUCUACAUCAUUAUUAAGGGUCCAGAAGCUCCACCCUCCAGUGCUGCUCUUUUGGGGCUCUUGGUUCACUAACCCUCCUCCUUGCACUUCAAUGAUCCCCAGUUAGAAGAGGGAGCAACUGAUGCUACUAAUCUAUUCCUGCCUCGCAUCAGGUCCUGGAUCCACUACCCCAUAGGUAGGCAAACUAAGGCCCAGGGGCCGGAUCCGGCCCAAUCGUCUUCUAAAUCCGGUCCAGGAAUCAGUGUGUUUUUAUAUGAGUAGAAUGUGUGCUUUUAUUUAAAACACAUCUCUGGGUUAUUUGUGGGGCAUAGGAAUUUGUUCAUCUACCCCCCCCCUGCAAAAAAAUAGUCCAGUCCCCCCACCACAAGACCUGAGGGACAGUGGACCGGCCCUCUGCUGAAAAAGUUUGCUGACCCCUGCACUAGCCCCUCACCCCAACAAUACUCGUGGGAUUAUUCACACGUUGUCCUUCCCUUGUUUGCCCACAAUGCCAGGCCAGUGGGAAAUCUCUAAAAGAAACGGUUUCUUUAUUUGUUUCAAUAUUUUUAGACCUUUCAAUAUAAAAAGUUCUGGAAAGUGGCUAACAAAAAAAUUAAAAAUGCAUACCACAACAGUACAUAAGAACAAAAAUAAGAACAUGAUAAAAUACUGUAAGCUGUAAAUCAUAGCAGAACACUGAUAACUAAUUCAAUUCAGCAGCAGGAAACAACCAACGGGAACAGUGAACCAAAAAACUCAAGAGUCCCAAGCUCAGAAUCUGAAAGAUAAUCAGAGCAGAGAUGGAGUGAGCUUCUCUGACAGGGUGCUGCCAUUGUAAGAAUGCCAAUAUCGUAAGCUGAUGAUUUCCACUUUAACCCCAAUGGCACACAGACCUGGAGCAAACCUAUUGGAGGAAGAUGGAGGUCAAGCCUCCCUAGACACCUUGUCCUCUAAACUAAAUUUUAAACCAAUAUAUAUGGAGAUUAGCUCCAGUAACUCAUCUUGAGCAGAAAGUGCUUUACACAUGUUCAGGAACACCCAUUACUUUUUCAUAUCCCAGAGCUGGCCCUUAAUAUUGAAAAUAAAGUCCAGGGCUAAACCCUUGUAAAGGAUUAUUCACAUUCUGCAGCAAACACCCCAUUUUUGCUUCGAUUUCUAUUUCUGAACAGUCACCUCUGUAACAUGUGCUGCCAACACAGCACCACCUGGAGUUGCCAAGUGGUAGGGCCAAUGAUAUUUCCUUACACUGUAGACUGGGGAGCAAAUCAAAGGCAAAUCUAGGGAAUACUGGUGUGGAUGGAAUGGCCCGCAAGGUCUUUUUCUUUGACAUACUGAAUAUAUGACAACAACAAACAAACCUACCAGCUUUUCCCCCAUAUCUGUUACUAGGAUCUUAUAACAACCAUGAAAUAUAAUAGCUUGGCAUAUUCAGGUAAUAGCUUCAAUUAUUGCCCAACAAACCUAAUGCUUGUGAACUCAUCCUGAAUCACUGCUCCUCAAACUGCUCCACCCAUUAUUUUCAUGCACUGAAAUAAUACUGAUGUGUUCAGCUAACUAUCCUGUCCAAUGCAUUUCCAUAGUAUCCAAAUAGAUAACUAUUUGAAAUCAGAGUUAUUUGGUAUGUUGAUGAUUCACAGGGUCUCUGAAUCCUUUCCUUUUCAGUUUUACGUGGCUGUGCAGUCAAGUCCACACUGGCCUGGUGACACACUUCAAAGGAAAAAUUGUUGAGGACUUUGACAGAGAGUUCCGAUGCAUAUAUGCCGAGUCUAGAUCUGUGAACAAACUCAGCAUCCCCAAAGCUGAAAAAUCCACAACCUCUCCCCACAGAUUGUUGCAGAAACUUGAGCCAGUUUCUAAGCGUAUUCAAAUGAAUGAGAGCGAGACCACCAGCCCCUCAACUAGCCUCUCAAAUUCAAGCGUAGUAAGCAUAAGGAGAUCACCAUAUCUAGACCUGACAACUUCUAAUGCACACUGUGAAAUUAAAGAAUGGACUCCCGGUGAAACAAGAAUGAAUGUUUCAGGCUUCCUGGGACUUAAUGACUUGAAAUACCAGCCCAGGGAGCUGCUGGACUCUAGCUGCAGUGCAUCAGCUAAAUUAAAUGAUGCACCUAAUCUACUAAGACUUAAGACAUCUUUGCUGUCAACAUCUUCACCAAUACUAAGCAACAACACAAGAAAUGGGCACGAUUUGAAGCUUCUGCCUGAGAGUAUAGGAAUGAAAGUCAACAAAAAGUUCCCUUAUACUGUUCAAGCUAUGGAAGAUGUAAACAAAAUACAGAAGGAUGAAAAACCAGCAACUCAUGGCUACAGCAGACUAGAUCUCAGUAACAAGCCUACUAAAUCAGUACAUUUUGAGCCGAAGACCACGGAUUCUAGUUCCUAUUGCUCCUCUGAUGAUGUGCCAACGAAAAACAGCAGCAAAAUACACAGGGAUGAAAAAAGAAUGACUCUUGGUCACAGUAAAUUGGAUCUCAUUACCAACUAUAACAAGUCAAAACCAAAGCUAGUUCACAGUCGAUUUGAGAUGUAAUUUUGUAUUAUCAUUUUAGCAAAAACAUAUGACCUGAUUCAAAUGUUUAAUUAUAUCUGUAAUAAUACAAAAAUAUGGAAGUCCCAAAUCUCCCAUUCAUAGUUGGGUGUAUCAGACUUAGUUUUAAAAAACAACAAACCUGAAUAGUCUUAAAAAGGAGUCCAGAAAUAUAAACCCAUAGCUAUGUGACAGCUAUAGGAUGAACUCUUGAUAUUGUAGGGUGCUAGAAUUACUGUAUUUUUUGCUCUAUAAGACGCACCAGACCACAAGAUGCACCUAGUUUUUGGAGGAGGAAAACAAGAAAAAAAUAUUCUGAAUCUCAGAAGCCAGAACAGCAAGAGG
This is a messenger RNA of Podarcis lilfordi (Lilford's wall lizard), 13675 nucleotides long. The record is from the annotation of a GenBank genome assembly. NCBI's taxonomy places the organism in Eukaryota, Metazoa, Chordata, Lepidosauria, Squamata, Lacertidae.